Pieris macdunnoughi is the source of this 681-nucleotide messenger RNA. The record is from the annotation of a GenBank genome assembly. NCBI's taxonomy places the organism in Eukaryota, Metazoa, Arthropoda, Insecta, Lepidoptera, Pieridae.
AUGAGUGUCGAUAUGAAAUCAUCGGCCCAAGAGGGAUCAAGUCAAAUUCAGAACGUCCCUGACAGGAAUGUAAGAAGAUCAAGGGCCCCAAAACAAACCCUAGAGUCAAGACUAUGGGAUUUAUUGCAGCCCCUGGCGAGGCUAUGGGGCAUCAUUACAGCCGUAGUGAUGAGCGGUGCUGGGGCAGAGCUUACGGUACUGGAGUAUGAUGUAGCACCGGCUUUGAUAGCAGGAGCGGCGUUAGUAUUAAUUAUGGAGACUAUGUGGGUGAUUGCUCUCUUUGUGGACCUGCUGGCUCGUCGUGGGGAGUACUCACUUGGUUUGAGGUGCUGGGACUUCUUCAGAUGGUGUUGUGGUAGGGCGCGAGCGCCAUUCUAUGCUUGCGUUGCUACUGCUCUACUCUUUGCCAAUCUCACACUACUUGCUACAGUAUCGGGUGGAAUGUUAUUAGUACUAGCCGCCUUACGAGCGGCAGUGCCCUUCUCGCCUUACGCUCGACAAGGGCCUCAUUCACCCAGGGCGGGCAGAUCCUUGCUGAGCCAACAUGAGAAUCUGCCAGACGUCUACUAUAACGCAGCUAAUGGUAAUGAUGAAAGAUGCGAAGAAAUGACAGUUUUAAAUGUACAAUCUCCGAAGAAAUCACGUUCUGUUUCACCGAAACCGAAGCUAUUGGAAAUAUAA